Onychostoma macrolepis is the source of this 2952-nucleotide messenger RNA. RefSeq names its product BTB (POZ) domain containing 2a (gene btbd2a). NCBI's taxonomy places the organism in Eukaryota, Metazoa, Chordata, Actinopteri, Cypriniformes, Cyprinidae. The record is from RefSeq and is a predicted model, not a curated record. Bases 304 to 2079 code for a protein of 591 amino acids. Gene Ontology annotation, biological process: neurogenesis. Gene Ontology annotation, cellular component: P-body; cytosol. The transcript has 9 exons. Gene Ontology annotation, molecular function: protein binding.
ACAAUUACACUUCUUCUCAUAUGGUUUAACUUAUUUAAAACGCUUAAUUUUUGCCAUGUGGGAAAAGUUGCUCUCUUAGUUUCACGCCACUUUCCACAUUUCACACUUCCUAGACUGAAAACAUUUCCACGAGCACCUGCCUCCUCUCCAACAAAGCGUUGGCUAGCUAGAGAAUAAAACUGUCACGUCCUAAACAUGAAAACUAAAAUUAAUUGCGGGCAGGAAGGCCAAAUUAAUUAAAAGGGGCUCGAUGAUGUUCAAGUCUCUCGUGGGAAGGCAGUCAUUUGGCCAGCAUUUCUGGUUAUGCGCUGUUGUGUAUGUUUAUUCCAGCAAAGCCUGCAGUGUUCACCAUCCAAGAUGGCUGCGGGUGAAAGCAACAGCCGAUCCUCAUGCCUAAACUUGUCUAAUUCGGGGCCACUCGGCAAUGCACCGCCGAGCAACAGCGCCCAUUCCUCACCCGCCAGCAACGGGGGAGCCGUGGCUGCAGCCGGGGGGAUGAACCGGAGCGCGGGGAACGCGAACCCCCGGUCGGGCCCGGAGAACGGCGGAGGCGCCGAGUCUGCGGUGAGAAGCACGCCGAGCGCGCACAACCCUCCGCGGCAGUCGGUCGGUCCGAGCGGAGCGACUUCAGGCGCUGCGUCAAACAUGACGGCGACACCAUCAUCUUCAUCAUCCUCAUCCUCAUCCGCGUCUACCGCAUCCUCCUCCGCCGACGCGUCCGCCGCCGUCGCCUCGCUUCCCAGCAGCCCGGCUUCGGUUUUGGUUUAUCGAGAGCCGGUCUACAACUGGCAAGCGACAAAAAGUACAGUGAAAGAAAGGUUUGCAUUUUUGUUUAACAACGAAGUGCUAAGUGACGUCCAUUUUUUGGUUGGGAAGGGAAUGGGAGUGCAGCGCAUUCCAGCGCACAGAUUUGCUCUCGCUGUGGGAAGUGCCGUGUUUGAUGCCAUGUUCAACGGUGGCAUGGCAACAACGUCGACCGAAAUUGAACUGCCAGAUGUGGAACCGGCUGCAUUUCUAGCCCUUCUCAAAUUUUUAUACUCCGAUGAAGUGCAAAUUGGACCAGAGACCGUUAUGACCACGCUUUACACAGCCAAAAAGUACGCAGUACCUGCGCUCGAAGCCCACUGCGUCGAAUUCUUAAAGAAAAACCUACGUGCUGACAAUGCGUUCAUGUUGCUUACCCAGGCACGGCUUUUUGACGAGCCCCAGCUGGCUAGUCUCUGUUUAGAAAAUAUCGACAAGAACACCGCUGAUGCACUAGCCGCCGAGGGCUUUACGGAUAUCGACCUCGACACCCUUAUGGCAGUCUUGGAGAGAGACACGCUGGGUGUACGGGAAGUGCGUCUCUUCGGGGCUGCGGUUCGUUGGGCGGAUGCUGAGACCCAAAGGCAACAGUUACAGCCCACACCGGAGAACAAGCGCAGAGUUUUGGGAAAAUCGCUUUCCCUUAUUCGCUUCCCGCUCAUGACUAUUGAAGAGUUUGCAGCAGGUCCGGCUCAGUCUGGUAUACUCACAGACCGGGAGGUGGUCAGUCUGUUCCUGCAUUUUACCGUCAAUCCAAAACCACACGUGGAGUUUAUCGACCGGCCUCGCUGUUGCCUCCGGGGGAAAGAGUGCAGUAUCACACGUUUCAGUCAGGUGGAGAGCCGCUGGGGCUACAGCGGAACCAGUGACCGCAUUCGGUUUUCUGUGAACCGCAGAAUAUUUGUGGUGGGAUUUGGGCUCUAUGGGUCCAUACAUGGUCCAACUGACUAUCAGGUCAACAUCCAGAUAAUACAUACAGACAGCAACACAGUUCUGGGUCAGAACGAUACGGGCUUUAGCUGCGAUGGAACGGCCAGUACCUUCCGAGUCAUGUUCAAGGAGCCUGUGGAAAUUCUUCCUAGCGUCAACUACAUUGCCUGCGCCACCCUCAAGGGGCCAGACUCUCAUUAUGGGACCAAAGGGAUGCGUAAAGUCACCCACGAAGCUCCUGCUACUGGUACCAAGACCUGCUUUACAUUCUGCUACGCUGCAGGCAAUAACAAUGGCACUUCUGUAGAGGAUGGACAAAUCCCAGAGGUCAUCUUCUACACAUAAUGACCAAGCAGAGUCAUCUCACGAUUGAGGAUUCUUGCAUUGCAUUUCGUGGCCAAUUCACUGGUCUCCAUGUAGACUGGGGACCAAAUACUGAUCUCUCAUUUCUAAUGGCUUUUGUUUCUAAGAUUUGAAGCAUGAGAAUUCAGUCCUUUCAAAGUGUACUUAGGGUACAGAUUCUGUUUCUACCCAAGUAGCACCUCGUAGUACCACCUUGAUGUUAUGAGCAGUCAAUGUCAUUGCUAAUUAAUGAACAAAUAGGUGAACUUGUCAUUGCAAUGAUCUACUACAGGUACAGUUCAACUCUAGAGGGUAACUCUCUUCCAUUUAUACAUUUAUUUGAAUGUUGACAACUGGUGUUUCUUUUGGUCCCACCUUUGACCCUUGAUUGUUCAAUGCUCAUCGGUCCUUCAAAUUGCACAGAUGCACUUAAGCCCCCAGGUGCAACAGCAAGUUUGGGGAAAAUACACUACAUCUCAAUUAAGACGUCAAUUCAUUGUAAAAUGGACUGUUAUGUACCCGUUUCGAGUGGCCUGCACCCCUUGCUAGAAGAGAAACUCCAUUUCCUUGACGGCAGUGUGAACAGUAGAUGUUUAUAAGGUGUUGUUUUACCAUAGUUGCCCUUCUUGUAGUGAUAAACCACAAGAGCACUUGCAUUCACAAUGCCACGAUGUAUAAAAGUUCUAAAGUAUUGACUGCAGUGAAAUGCUGAACACACUUCCGUUACCGAUUCUGAAUAUUCAUUUCUUGAGAUAAUGAUAUAAGGAAGAUGAACAGGAAACAGCUUCAUGAAUGUACCAAUGCUUACCUUGUAAGCGCUGUAAAUAUAAUGUCCUUGUCUUGUUUCUGUAUGUUCAAUUAAAGUCUGCACCCCAA